This is a messenger RNA of Aureococcus anophagefferens, 1923 nucleotides long. RefSeq lists its product as hypothetical. Bases 1 to 1923 code for a protein of 640 amino acids. NCBI's taxonomy places the organism in Eukaryota, Pelagophyceae, Pelagomonadales, Pelagomonadaceae. The record is from RefSeq and is a predicted model, not a curated record. The transcript has 3 exons. Gene Ontology annotation, molecular function: iron ion binding; L-ascorbic acid binding; oxidoreductase activity, acting on paired donors, with incorporation or reduction of molecular oxygen.
AUGAGCGGCGACGUCGUGGCCUCCUACGAGCUCUUCAAGGUGCCGCCGCGCUGGCUCUUUUUGCGCGUGGAGACGCAGCGCGGCGUCGUCGGCUGGGGCGAGCCGAACGUCGAGGGCUUCAGCGACACGGUGCGGACGGCCGUCGAGGAGCUCAUGAGGAGCGUCGUCGGCCAGGACCCGAGCCGCAUCCAGUACAUCUGGCAGAAGCUCUUCCGCCAGAAGUUCUACGGCGGCGGGCCCAUCCUCAUGAGCGCCAUGGCCGGCAUCGACCAGGCGCUGUGGGACAUCGCGGGCAAAACUUUUGAACGCGCCCGUGUCUACCGCUGGUGCGGCGGCGACGAGAACUCGCCGGAAGAGUCGGCGGCCGAGGCGACGCGGGUCCUCGCGACGUCGAACUACAAGCAGCUAAAGAUGAACGCGUGCUCCCGCAUGGAGUACGUCGACACGGAGGGCGCCGUCGCCGCCGCCGCCGCGCGCUUCAAGGCCGUGCGCGAGGCCGUCGGGCCCGGCGUCGGCGUGGGCUUGGAUUUCCACGGCCGCGUGAAGCUGCCCAUGGCCAAAAAGCUCAUGGAGGCGCUCGCGCCCUACGACCCCCUCUUCUUCGAGGAGGUGCUCGUGCGCGGCCAGAACCCGGCGCUCCACGCGACCGUCGCCCAUCACACGUCGGUCCCCCUGGCGACGGGCGAGCGCAUGUACACCGUCGAGGAGUUCCGCGAUUUGCUGGAGACGCGCGCGGUGAAUAUUUUGCAGCCGGACUGCAGCCACGCGGGCGGCAUCUCGUCGCUCCACACCAUCGCGCGCAUGGCCGAGGCCUACGAGGUGUCCUUCGCGCCCCACUGCCCCCUGGGGCCCAUCGCGCUCGCGGCGUGCCUCCAGGUCGACGCGACGGCCGUCAACUUCUGCUUCCAGGAGACGUCCCUGGGCAUCCACUACAACGGCGAGGGCGGCAUGGAUUUGCUGGAUUACGUGGCGAACAAGAAGGCCUUCGACGUCGACGCCGAGGGCUACGUCGCGACGCUCGCGGGGCCGGGGCUGGGGGUGGAAAUCGACGAGGCCGCGGUGCGCGCGGCCGCGGUGGCGGGCCACGCCUGGGCGGACCGCGAGUGGACGCUCCCGGACGGCACGCCGACGACGUGCCUGGGCACGCCGACGAGGCGCCGCGACAAGCGCGUGGCCCGCGUCCGCGACGCGGCGCGGCUGCUCGCGGCGCUGCGCAGCGACGACGCCUGGGAGGCGCGCAUCCGCGCGGAGAGCCACGGCGCGCCCGUCAGCCGGCUGCUCUCGGCGCACGCGUGGCGCGGCGCGUUCGCGCCCGCGGAGGUCGCGGCGGUCGUCGCGCUCGCGGGCGCGCACGUGGCGCGGCGCGGCUGGCAGACGACGCGGCACGCGACCCACCCGACGACGGACUUCUCGCUGCACGACGCGCCGCACAUCUGGGCGGUCUGCGCGCCGAUCGUCGCGGCCGUCGUGCUGCCGGCGCUCCGCGCGGCCUUCUUUGCCGCGGGCGACCCGGGCGCCGGCGCGGGGCUCGAGGUCGACGACCUCUUCUACGUGCGCUACGACGCGGACGCGCCGGGCGCGCAGACCGAGCUCGAGGCGCACCGCGACGCCUCGCUGCUCUCGUUCUCGGUCGCGAUGAGCUCGCCCGACGACUUUGUCGGCGGCGGCACGCGCUUCGUCGGGUCGGGCCGCGUGCUCCGGCCCGAGGCCGCCGGCGACCUCGUCGCGCACUCGGGCAAGGUCCUCCACGCCGGCGAGGCGGUCACGGCGGGCGUGCGCGACAUCCUCGUCGGCUUCGUCGCGGUGACCGGCGAGGCGGUCAACGUCAACUUCCUCGCCUCGCCGCUCGUCACCGCCGCGCGCGAGCACCCGCGCCUCGACGUCGCCAUCGUCAACGGAGCGCUCGUCGCCACCGCCCUCUGA